Molecule: messenger RNA, 627 nt
Organism: Phaeoacremonium minimum UCRPA7
Lineage: Eukaryota; Fungi; Ascomycota; Sordariomycetes; Togniniales; Togniniaceae
Product: putative cytochrome p450 family protein
Exons: 2
Coding region: 1-627 (208 amino acids)
Molecular function (GO): iron ion binding; monooxygenase activity; heme binding
Source: RefSeq, a predicted model, not a curated record
AUGUACUAUACCCGAGGGCCCAAGGAAAAGCAACUCCUGGUCAACUUGGCAAGCACGACGGAUAAGAAGGUCCAUGCGCGUAAGAGACGAAUCAUCUCCCACGCCAUGAGCGAGGCAGCCUUGCGCUCCUACGAACCAGUCAUCAUCAAAAAAAUCGAGUUGUUCUGCCGCGGCAUUGCAGACUUUGAAACAUUUGGCGGCGAGUAUAAGAACAUGUCCAGGUGGUUUUCCUACUUGACAUACGAUAUCAUGGGAACACUCACUUUCAACCAGAGUUAUGACAUGUUGACAAAGAAUGAUCAUCAUUUUAUCCAGCCGUUGAUCGAUUCUUACCAGCAUUGCCAAGUGAUCCUUGGUACGGAGCCGAAGAUUGAACAGUAUGGCCUUGCUCCAUUACUAUUUUUGAAUAUCAUGUCCGACAAUAAGCGGUUUCGCAAAUAUGUCGACGACCAGGUUACUACUCGCAUCAACCUCGAGAAAGCUGGCAAGGGUUCCAAUGAUAUUUUCAAGUUGCUCCUCGAUUACAAAGACAAAGAAACAGGAGACAGUAUGGGUUUCAAAGAGCUCUCUGAUGAAGCUGUUGUCCUGAUUAUUGCUGGUAAGCUCUCGGCUUGUGGCGUCGUAUAA